Striga asiatica is the source of this 402-nucleotide messenger RNA. NCBI's taxonomy places the organism in Eukaryota, Viridiplantae, Streptophyta, Magnoliopsida, Lamiales, Orobanchaceae. The record is from the annotation of a GenBank genome assembly.
AUGUCCUCCUUUCACUCAUCUCCAUGUUGUCAUCGCCACCGCUCCGCCGCCCCUUCUCCACCGCAAACCAAUCGCCUGACCGGCCAAAUCCUCGCCGCCGUCAUUCAAAACAGACCUCUCGACUCCGCUCCUACCCAACACAACCAAACCCGCAUCUGGACAUCAGUCCUGAGACCAAUCCCUCUACACCUCUUCCAGUCGCCGAGAUCCAUCGGCCGCCAGAAAACCCACCGCCACCGCUCCCCCAUCCAUCAGCGAAACCUCAAGCAAGAAACAACCAAUCGCAAAACAAGCUCCCUAAUCCUCGGCCCACAGAGACCCCAAGCUCCUGAAUCUCGGCCUCGAGAAGGCGCUCGAGUUCUUGUACUGGGUCGAGAACCGGUUCGACUUCCGGCACGAUGA